Acipenser ruthenus (sterlet) is the source of this 807-nucleotide messenger RNA. Its product is annotated as cocaine- and amphetamine-regulated transcript protein-like. NCBI's taxonomy places the organism in Eukaryota, Metazoa, Chordata, Actinopteri, Acipenseriformes, Acipenseridae. The transcript has 3 exons. Gene Ontology annotation, biological process: positive regulation of MAPK cascade; negative regulation of appetite; adult feeding behavior. The coding region runs from base 177 to 503 and encodes 108 amino acids. The record is from RefSeq and is a predicted model, not a curated record. Gene Ontology annotation, molecular function: neuropeptide hormone activity.
UCUCUGCUACACAGACACACUGAAAGAAAACUUUGGUGCUACAGUGCUGUGGAUACAGAGCAUUCUCAAUCCAGCUCCACGAGUUCUAAACUGCUGCUCGAACUGUUAGUCUGCUCAGACCUGCUGCAACGCAACCCACCACAGUUUCCAGCAACACUCGGGUCACUUCCAGAACCAUGGAGAGCUCCGGAAUGCUGCUCGCUGUGCUGUGUGCCAGCCUCGCCCUCGCCCUGUGCCAGGGGCAGUCAUCCCGGGAGGUGUCUGACGAGGAGUACACUGUAAAGAAAUCCCCCUCGUCCUCUGAGAAAGAACUGGUAGAAGCAAUGGAAGAACUUCUAGGAAAAUUCCAGAGCAGAUUCCCAUCCUAUGAGAAGAAAGCUGGAACCAUCCCACUGUGCGAUGUGGGAGACCGAUGUGCCGUGAAGCAGGGUCCCAGGAUUGGAAAGCUGUGUGACUGUGCCAGAGGGAGCACCUGCAACUCCUUCCUCCUCAAAUGCAUCUAAAGACCCCCCUUCACCCCGGCAGCUGUCAUCAGCCACCAGAGCUGAGGAGCAGAACUGCAGCCGAAGGGCGUCCCUUCACACUGCCGGACAGCACCAGCCACCGCCCCAUCCCAGAUAAAACACCUAGACACUGGAAUUCUGAUAAAUAUGAUAUGCGUUAGUGAUUACACCCCUUUUACAUUCCAUAAGUAUUUGAUGCUUUAUCUUUUUUAAAAUCAUUUUAGCUGUGGUCUAUUGGUGUGUUUUUGCAUCUGCAAUUGAAUGUACAUUUACCAUUUGACAAAUAAAUGUGUUGUUGAGCUCA